AGCCAUUGGUGUGUGCGGGCCCUCGGCUCCUCCCCCCCCAGCCCGCCAUGGCGUCAGGCGCCGUGGCCCCGGGGAGGUGGUUCCCACUUUAAGAAGUGAAGUUUUCCGCCCGCUGCCCUCCCCGCCCCGGUCCCUCCCGCGGCCUCCCGCGUCCUGCGGGGCCGGCGCAUGGAGCUGCGCAGCGGCGGCGGCGUGGGGAGCCAGGCCGUGGGGCGGAGGAUGGAUGGGGACUGCCGAGAUGGCGGCUGCAAGGACGCGGGGUCGGAGGACUACGAGAACCUGCCGACCGGCGUCGCGGUGUCCACGCACAUGACAGCCGGAGCGAUGGCCGGGAUCCUGGAGCACUCGAUCAUGUACCCGGUGGACUCGGUGAAGACACGAAUGCAGAGUUUGAACCCGGAUCCCAAAGCCCAGUACACAAGCAUCUAUGGAGCGCUGAAGAAAAUCAUGAGGACGGAAGGCUUCUGGAGGCCCUUGCGGGGUCUGAACGUGAUGAUGAUGGGGGCGGGCCCGGCCCACGCCAUGUAUUUUGCCUGUUAUGAGAACAUGAAAAGGACUUUAAAUGACGUUUUCAACCACCAAGGAAACAGCCACCUAGCCAAUGGGAUAGCUGGGAGUAUGGCCACCUUGCUCCACGAUGCGGUAAUGAAUCCGGCAGAAGUGGUGAAGCAGCGCUUACAGAUGUUCAACUCGAAGCACCGGUCAGCCCUCAGCUGCAUCCGGACGGUGUGGAGGACCGAGGGGUUGGGGGCCUUCUACCGGAGUUACACCACGCAGCUGACCAUGAACAUUCCCUUCCAGUCCAUCCACUUCAUCACCUACGAGUUCCUGCAGGAGCAGGUCAACCCUCGCCGGGACUACAACCCACAGUCUCACAUCAUCUCGGGCGGGCUGGCCGGGGCCCUGGCCGCGGCCGCCACCACUCCGCUGGACGUCUGUAAGACCCUGCUCAACACUCAGGAGAACAUGGCGCUGUCCUUGGCCAAGGUCGGCGGCCGGCUCUCAGGCAUGGCCAAUGCCUUCCGGACCGUGUACCAGCUCAACGGCCUGGCUGGGUACUUCAAAGGCAUCCAGGCCCGGGUCAUCUACCAGAUGCCCUCUACCGCCAUCUCCUGGUCGGUCUAUGAGUUCUUCAAGUACAUCCUCACCAAGCGCGAGCUGGAGAGUCGAACUCCGUACUAAAAGCAGCAGGCUGUGGGGAGUUGAUGCCGCAUCUUUUGUUUGCCACAGGCUUCCUGUGGCUGCCGGGUACCCCGGUCCUCACACCCGGGCCCCGUCCUGCAGGGCACCUGCGCCAGACCCUCUGCUCCGGGUGCCUUAGAAAGAGGGGAGGACAGGAGGGCCGCUGCUCCCGAGGCUGUCCUUGGGGGACAUGCAAGUGGCAGUGGACAGGAAGGACGGGGGAAGGGCGCCGAGGAGUGAGGAGUGGCUUUGUGUCCUCCGAGAGGAAUGUGUCCGUCUCCUUCCUGGGUCCUUAGGUCACACCUCAGGGAAGAAGAAAUACAGUGGCUGAACGUAUUAAAGGAAGAGAGUCUAUGUAUAUAAAAGUUUCAUUACACAGUCUAAAAUAGGUGGAUAAUGUUUAUCCUUUAUUUUUUCUACAUAGAAGUUUUUUCAAUGUGUGUGUGUGCACUUGUGCGUGUCCAUUAAUAGUAUUGCAGCUGGGAUGAAAAUCGAGCUGUGUUUUUU
Perognathus longimembris pacificus (Pacific pocket mouse) is the source of this 1689-nucleotide messenger RNA. RefSeq names its product solute carrier family 25 member 37 (gene Slc25a37). Gene Ontology annotation, biological process: iron import into the mitochondrion. The record is from RefSeq and is a predicted model, not a curated record. Gene Ontology annotation, cellular component: mitochondrial membrane. Gene Ontology annotation, molecular function: ferrous iron transmembrane transporter activity. Bases 169 to 1182 code for a protein of 337 amino acids. NCBI's taxonomy places the organism in Eukaryota, Metazoa, Chordata, Mammalia, Rodentia, Heteromyidae. The transcript is spliced from 4 exons.